Messenger RNA from Chinchilla lanigera (long-tailed chinchilla), 430 nucleotides. RefSeq names its product ribosomal protein L36a (gene Rpl36a). Gene Ontology annotation, biological process: translation. Gene Ontology annotation, molecular function: structural constituent of ribosome. Gene Ontology annotation, cellular component: ribosome; cytosolic large ribosomal subunit. Lineage: Eukaryota; Metazoa; Chordata; Mammalia; Rodentia; Chinchillidae. The record is from RefSeq and is a predicted model, not a curated record.
UGAACAGGAGGCUCUAUGGUCGCUCCCUCCGACUCCCAUGAGGAAGUGCGACCCAGAGUCUCCUAUAUACUUCCGUUUCCAGCUAGGCCUCUUUCUUUCCGUGCUGAUAGCGCGCCUGCAAGCAUGGUGAAUGUUCCUAAAACCCGGCGAACUUUCUGUAAGAAGUGUGGCAAGCAUCAACCCCACAAAGUGACACAGUACAAGAAAGGCAAGGAUUCUCUUUAUGCCCAGGGCCAAAACUACGAAGAAGAUAGUGCUGAGGCUUGAGUGUGUUGAGCCCAAUUGCAGGUCUAAGAGAAUGUUGGCUAUUAAGAGAUGCAAGCAUUUUGAACUGGGAGGAGAUAAGAAAAGAAAGGGCCAAGUGAUCCAGUUUUAACAUUCAUGUUUUGUUUUAGUAUCAAGACAAUAAAAUCUUGCCAUGUUCACUUCA